AUGGAAAUGGCGGCGCCACCGCCGCCUGCCCGUAGGAGGCGACAGCCUUUCAUUACGUCUUUCCUUGAAAACGUAUUACCGUUCCUACCGGCACGUGAGUUGCUUGUUUGUGCGACCGUAUCCCGCACCUGGAGGGAGGAGUCUAGGGCACUUUCCAUCUGGAGAGCGCUUCUAAUCAGUAAUCCACGGACAGUACAGUACGGGUAUCAAGGGCUUACGCUAGGAGAGAUGCAAAAAAUAGCCCUCCGAGCCGCUAAUUUGUCGGACAACCGUGGUGACGCCGGUGGAGUCACUGACCAAGAAACCAGUGGAAUGGAAAGAAGUGACUUGAGAGACAGUGAGAGAAGAGCUGAGCCGUCCCUGGAGAACGCGAGAGGUAAGCAACGCAGACAAUUCUCAUCAUGCGGAGGGGUCUCGACAUUAGAAAGAGGUGCAAUAAUGAUCCAGCGGACUGGUGGGGCCAUCUGUGUCGAAACGAAAAGUUGUACCAACGAUAUACAGAAAACCUUCGAAACCGUUCAAACGUAUAUCGUACAUGUGAGAGAAAACGUUAAGUCAAUUGCGUGUGUAAUCGAUGCACUCCGUCAGAAGGUACCAAGCAGUGAGUCUAUUAAGUUUCAUCAACAGUGUGUUGGGUUGUGGAAGAGGCUCAAUGUGUUCGAGGAGAUUGUUAUCGAUUCGCUUGAUGAAGGUGAAACCGCAUCACUAAGAGGACUUCGCAACUUUAAGCAGGUGGAGGUGGUGAUGUCAGGACAAGUAGAAUCGCAAGCUUACAUCCAGUGGUGUUUUUUCAAGCAAGCACUUCCACUUGAUGAAACCUAUUAUGAUUACGUAGACCUGCUGUAUUCAUUAGGUCCAGCCAGAUGUGGUCCCGCGAUCGCGACUCUUUCAGAAAUAGAGCUGGCCGUAGAGAGGAUUCGAAUGAACAAUCAGCUUCAAACUGUCAUCGAUGGUGUGAUAAUGAUGAAAAGUGUGGAUAUUGGAAGAUUAUGUUGGGAAUCUUUGAUGGCUUAUGUAAACACAGAGAGGCGUGCAGCAGAUCUUGGUGGACGUAGACCUGAAUAA
This is a messenger RNA of Trypanosoma brucei brucei TREU927, 1065 nucleotides long. RefSeq lists its product as hypothetical. Gene Ontology annotation, molecular function: protein binding. Lineage: Eukaryota; Euglenozoa; Kinetoplastea; Trypanosomatida; Trypanosomatidae. The record is from RefSeq and is a predicted model, not a curated record. The transcript has a single exon. Bases 1 to 1065 code for a protein of 354 amino acids.